Aspergillus heteromorphus CBS 117.55 is the source of this 2868-nucleotide messenger RNA. RefSeq lists its product as uncharacterized. Gene Ontology annotation, cellular component: endoplasmic reticulum membrane. Bases 1 to 2868 code for a protein of 955 amino acids. Gene Ontology annotation, biological process: protein N-linked glycosylation. Gene Ontology annotation, molecular function: alpha-1,2-mannosyltransferase activity. NCBI's taxonomy places the organism in Eukaryota, Fungi, Ascomycota, Eurotiomycetes, Eurotiales, Aspergillaceae. The transcript is spliced from 9 exons. The record is from RefSeq and is a predicted model, not a curated record.
AUGGCACCGGCCCGGAGGAAAGAGGCGGCGUCCUCGGCUCCCCCCGGAUCAACCACCACCCCCCGCACCAAGCAACGGCCGCCGCCUCCCCCCUUCUACCUGCCCCUGAACAUCGCCCUCUACCUCUUCCUCAUCGCCAACGGGCUCGCUGCCUACUACGCCCCGAUUCAGGACUGCGACGAGGUCUUCAACUUCUGGGAACCGACCCAUUACCUCGACCAUGGAUACGGGCUCCAAACCUGGGAAUACUCGCCGGUCUACUCCAUCCGGAGCUGGCUCUAUGUCUCCUCCCACGCGCUGGUCGCGAAGGUCGGCUCGUUCGUACUGGGUGGCAAGUCCGCGGAGUUCUAUGCCGUCCGGUUCUUCCUCGCGACGGUGUGUGCCGCCUGCGAAACCCGGCUGUAUUCCGCCAUCUGUCGCACGCUGAGCCCCCGCAUCGGCCUGCUCUUCCUCAUGAUCGUCAUCUCUAGCUCGGGCAUGUUCCACGCUGCGACCGCCUUCCUUCCGUCUAGCUUCACCAUGUACAUGUCCAUGCUGGGGCUGACCUCGUUCCUGGACUGGCGCGGGGGCCAGAAGACGGCGCAGGGGAUCAUGUGGUUCGGGCUCGGGGCGAUCGUCGGCUGGCCGUUUGCUGGCGCACUGGUGGUUCCUCUGCUGCUCGAGGAGGUGGUCAUUGGUUUCUUCUCGUCGAACAUCGGAGGGCUGGCUGUUAGCAUCCUUGACGGAGCUUUGAGAUGUCUCGCAAUCCUGGCCGCUGAGAUUGCCGUCGACUACGCUUUCCUGCGACGGUUCGCCAUUGUCCCCUGGAACAUCGUUGCCUACAACAUCUUUGGCGGCGAGGGCAGAGGCCCGGAGAUCUACGGGACGGAGCCGUGGACAUUCUACAUCCGCAACCUGCUGCUCAACUUCAACCUCUGGCUCGUCUUCGCCAUGGCUGCGGCACCGCUGCUGGCCCUCCAGGCGCUGUUCCGCUCCGGUGCGAGCACCAGGCAGACGCUGCUGAGGACGGUGACCCUUAUCACCCCGUUCUACAUGUGGCUGGCGAUCUUCACCGCGCAGCCCCACAAGGAGGAGCGGUUCAUGUACCCCGCGUAUCCGUUCCUCGCCCUCAAUGCGGCCAUUGCGUUCCACCUGGUCCUGACCUUCAUCGGCUCCAGCAACCCGAAGGAGCUGGUCGGACGCGUGCCCCCGAAGCUCAAGCUGGCGGCGGUGAUGUCGGUGAUCCUGGUGGCUCUCAGCGCGGGUCUGCUGCGGACGGUGGGCAUGAUCACCGCAUACAAUGCUCCGCUGAAGGUGUUCGAAUCGCUGGAGCAGCCGGGGGUCGCCCAACCCGGCGAUUCGGUGUGCUUUGGCAAGGAGUGGUACCGAUUCCCAUCGUCGUACUUCCUGCCCAGUAACCUGCGGGCCAAGUUCAUCCGCAGCGAGUUCCGCGGGCUGCUCCCCGGCGAGUUCCCCGAGGCCGUAGACUUCCCGGCGCUGUUGGAUGGGACGUCGCAGAUCCCGGCAGGCAUGAACGAUCGCAACGAGGAAGAUCCCAGCAAAUACGUCGACAUCUCGCAAUGCUCCUUCCUGGUGGACUCGGAAUUCCCGAGCCGGGAGACCACGGCGCUGGAGCCGGACUACGUCCACGACGAGACGUGGGAGACGCUGUCGUGCCAUCGCUUCCUGGAUGCGUCCCAAACCGGACUGCUGGGCCGUUUGAUCUGGAGCCCGGAUUUGCCGGGGGUGCCGGAGCCUCUGCGGCGGAAAUGGGGACAGUACUGCCUGCUGAGACGGCACUCCAGCACUACUCCCCAACACAACCUCACUUCCACAGAAAUAAACACUAACCACCUCACAGAAUGGAUCCCCUCCGACUUCAAACGUCCCCCCGCAGCCCCGUACCCGGAUUGGGACGUGCACACGACGAAACCCAUUCCCUAUCGUCCGUUUAGAUAUGGGCCGAAAUACUUUGUCACGAUGGGCCUGAGGAGCAUGAAGUGGGAUGAGUGGAUUGAACUCGACAACCAUUACCUCCGCUUCCACGCCGACAAGGCCCGACGGAUUGAAGAACGAGGGGAGAAGUGCUGUCGCACGGCGCCGGAGGCGAUGGAUGCGGCGAUGGAGUUGCUGGAGGAGUUAACAACCUACCUCCCCCAACGAUACCCGACACUCUUCCGCAAAACCCCCACCGGAAUAACCAACCUCCUCACGCACGAAACCUUCACCCACCCCACCGCAGACCCCAUGACCACCUGCGCGCGUCUCAUCCAAGACGACAUCGCACUCAUGCUCGAGCAACCCACCGGCGAAUACCGGCUGAAAGCAGGCGCAAUCCUCCUGGCCGGCUUCUGGCGCCUCAGCGACAAAUACAACCUCACGCUGUCCGAGAUCCACACCACGGGCGCGGUACCCCAGUACGCAUCGAAACUCGAAAAGGGGAUGCUGAAUUUCUUCCGCCGGCUCAGACCCGAAGACCCCGUCGUCCGCAACAACUACUUCCUGCAGGUGGACGACAAGCUCGCGUGGUCGGAGAGUAUCGGGGCCGAGGACGCCGAGGAGGUGUCGUGGGAUACGGCGAUGAAGGAUCGCGCGGUCGAGCAUCAUUUCUUCCGCUCCGAGAGGCAGUCGCUGAGGCGCUUGCCGAGGACGGGGGCCGUCGUGUUUACCAUUCGGACGUAUUUUGAGCCGGUCACCGCUAUUGCGAGGGAGCCGGGCGUGCCGGGGAGGUUGGCCAGUGCGGUGAGGAGCUGGGGGGAGGAUGUCGCGAGGUAUAAGGGAAGGGAGAAGUAUGGGGGGGUGUUGUUGGAGUUUUUGGAUAGGAUGCAUAGGGAGCAGGUGGAGAGGGGGUCGUUGUCUGUCUCAAGGAUAUCCUUAUAUAAGAUAUAG